ACCUUGGGUCCUUUUGGGGGUGUCCCAGUCCUUGGGGAUCCCUUUGGGAGGGGGGGGCCCUGGGGUGUCCCAGGACCCUCCAUGCCCCCCCUCCUCCCCGCCCCGAGCAGGAUUUGGGGGCAGAGGUCGCAGCUCCCACUGGAACAGGACUGGUCAGUGAUGGAGGGGACAGAGCCGAGUGCGGGGACAGCUGCCCCCCCGGGGGUCUGGCCCCGCUCUGGGCGGCGCUGGAGGGGCUGGUCCAGCGCUGCGUCCCUGUGCAGUGCCGCCCAGCCACCGAUGAGGAGCUGCUGCUGGUGCACAGCCCCUCGUUCGUGGCGCAGCUGGAGCCCCCCGACAGCCCCGGCCUGGGGGGGUCGGGGCCCCGCCGGGCCGUGGGGGCGGCAGUGGCGCUGCUGGAGCAGGUGCUGGGGGGUGCCCUGCGCAAUGGGGUGGCCCUGAUCAGCCCCCAGGACCCCCAGGAUUCCCCCGAGCCCGCGGCCGUGGCCGCCCGGGUGGCCCAGAAACACCUCGGGGUGCAGCGUGUCCUGAUCGUGGAUUGGAGCCCCCAGCCCGGCCGGAGCCUCCCUCGGCUGUUCCAGGAGGAUCCCAGUGUCCUGUACUUCGGGGCUCAGCGGGGCCGGGAGCCGCCCCCCAGCCCUGGCCACGGCCCCGGGGAGGGAUUCAGCGUGGAGCUGCGCUGGGAGCAGGGUCCCGGGGGGUCUCUCGGGUGUCCCCCAGCCCGGUGUCACCGACGGCGAUUACGUGGCCGCUGCCCUCCACGUCCUGCUGCCCAUCGCCUUCCAGAGAUCGAAGAGGAGGAGGAGGAGGAGGAGGAGGAGGAGAAAGAAGAGGAGGAAGAAGCAGAGGCAGAAGCAGGGGAAGAAGAGGAGGAGAACGAGGAUGAGGAUGAAGGAAAGGAGGAGCUGGAGGGGGAUGGGAACCCCCCAGAGACCCCCCCGGAGCCACCGCCAAGAGCCCGAGUGGGGUUGGUCUACGACCCCCGCAUGGAGGAGCACAGGAACACCUGGGACAGCCAGCACCCCGAGUGCCCGCAGCGCCUGUCGCGGGUGCUGCAGCGCCUGCAGGAGCUGGGGCUGGCCCAGCGCUGCCUCCCGCUGCCCUCCCGGCCCGCGACCCCCCGGCAGCUCCACGCCUGCCACACCCGUGCCCACGUGCGGACGCUGUCCCGGACGCCGUCGCUGUCCCCGCGGGAGCUGCGGGCGCUGUCCCAGCGCUACAACAGCCUCUACCUGUGCCCCCAGUCCUACAGCUGUGCCCGCCUGGCCGCGGGCGGGGCCUGCGCCGCUGUGGGGGCCGUGCUGGGGGGCCAGGUGCGCUCGGCGCUGGCCGUGCUGCGUCCCCCCGGCCACCACGCCCGCCCCGGCUCUGCCGGGGGCUUCUGCCUCUUCAACAACGUGGGGGUGGCCGUGCGCCACGCCCAGCGCCUGGCAGGGACCCCCCUCAGGGUGCUGAUCCUAGACUGGGACAUUCACCACGGCAACGGCACCCAGGAGAUCUUCGAAGAGGACCCCAGUGUCCUGUACAUGUCCCUGCACCGCCAUGACGGCUCCUUCUUCCCGGGGGGGGCCGGGGGGUCCCCGAGGCGCCGGGGGAGGGGUCCUGGCACCGGCUUCACCCUGAACGUUGGCUGGGGGGGGCCCCGCGUGGGGGACCCCGAGUACCUGGCGGCCCUGACCCGCCUGGUGCUGCCGGUGGCCUGCCAGUUUGGGCCAGAGCUGGUGCUGGUGUCGGCCGGGUUCGACGCGGGCCGGGGGGACCCCCUGGGGGGGUGCCUGGUGUCCCCCCAGACCUUCGGCCUCAUGACCCAUCUGCUGGGGGGGCUGGCGGGGGGACGGCUCGUGCUUGUGCUUGAGGGCGGGUACAACCUGGCAGUGACGGCAGAGGGGGUGGGGCAGUGCCUGGGGGUCCUGCUUGGGGACCCCCCCACACUGCCCCCCCCCGGGACCCCCCAGCCAGUGGCGCUGAGGGCCCUGAGCCGCACCCUGCGAGCCCAGCGGGGCUCCUGGAGCUGCCUGCAGCUGCCUCGUGUUGAGCCCCCCAAGGAGGGGCACGGCAGCGAUGAUGUCACAUCCACCGCCGAUGACGUCACCGGUUCGCCCCCGCUGGACGCCGCCAUUCGCCGCUUGGGGGCGCUGCAGCUCGGGGACGCGCCGGGGGGCGGGGCCAAAGCUGGCUCGGGGGCGGGGCCUCCGCUGGGCCACGCCCCCGCUGCCGCUGCCGCCCCCUGCUGGGAGGAGGAGGAAGAGCUGGAGGAGGGAGCGCUGUACGCCGUGACGCCCCUCCUGGACUGUCCCCACCUGGGGGCCGUGGCCCCCCCUCCGGCCGAGGGGGCUCUCGGGGACAUCCUGCCCCCCCCCUGCGGGGUCUGCGGGAGCCGCCGCGAGAAUUGGCUGUGCCUGAGCUGCCACCAGGUGCUGUGUGGGCGCUACGUCGGGGGGCACAUGCUGGAACACGGGGGGGCCUCGGGGCACCCCCUGGUGCUGAGCCUGCGGGACCUGGCGGCCUGGUGCUACCCCUGCGGGGGCUACGUCACCCACCCGGUGCUGCUCCCCACCAAGACCUUCAUCUACCACCUCAAAUUCGGCACUGACCCCCCCACCGCCUCCUUCUGAGCCCCUGCCCCACCCCAGGAUACCCCUCCCCCCACUCUUAAAGGGCUACACACGUGCCAUUCCCCCCCCCCCCAUCACCAGCACCCUGGGACCCCCAAACCCCCCCUGGGCCAAAGGCUGGGCCAGACCCAGGGACGGGGGGAGGGGCAGAGGGGGGGACACCACCCCCCCCAAUCACCGUGGGGGGGCCCCAGGCGCAGCCGGGGCACACGGGGGGACCCCAGUUUUGUAUCCCACUCCCCUUUUUUUGAGAGUUUUAUAAAUCCCCUUUGUUAUGCCGAAACACCAAUAAAGAGACUGGGUGAGA
Parus major (Great Tit) is the source of this 2922-nucleotide messenger RNA. RefSeq names its product histone deacetylase 6 (gene HDAC6). NCBI's taxonomy places the organism in Eukaryota, Metazoa, Chordata, Aves, Passeriformes, Paridae. The transcript is spliced from 21 exons. Gene Ontology annotation, biological process: chromatin organization. The record is from RefSeq and is a predicted model, not a curated record. Bases 987 to 2615 code for a protein of 542 amino acids. Gene Ontology annotation, molecular function: histone deacetylase activity; zinc ion binding. Gene Ontology annotation, cellular component: histone deacetylase complex.